AUGCCUACCAUCAUCGGUAAUUCUGCUCCCUGGAAGCAGGUGAGUGAGGAUCGCACCAGCGAGCUUCACGACGGGCAGCAGACCUGCUAUCAAACUGCUGCGAUCUGGGCUCGGGUAACCGGUGAGAAGACCUUGGAUGACAGCAUUCAUGCUUCCGUGCCCACCUGGAAAGGCGAGUCGAACUGGCAAAUCGCUUAUGGGUCCUAUGUCUCCCCUCUAGCUUCGUUUUCCACUGAGGUGAUUCACCACUCGGUUGUUUCCCAGAACUUGACUGAGCCUCACCCUGCUAUUGAAAAUGCCUCUGCCAACUACAGAAAAGUAGCUGCAGCUACCGAAGCCGAUCUCGUUGACAGCUCUGGAGGUGAUGAUGCGAUUGGCAAAAGUGACAAACUCAAUACCCGUGGCAACACCAAUGAUGAUGGCUUCCGUCCUGUUGCUUCUGCUAAGGACUUUAUGAGUUCUUUCCGGGCUUUGCGACUCGCCAAUGCCACCGCCGCCGCUGCCGCUGCCGCUGCCGAGCCUGGCCCUCCCCGUCGCCUACUGUUCAAAAACCUACCCGAGUGGGCGACCAUCUCCCACGUUCUGCACCUCGUCUGGGGUGGUGCUAUCGAGCGUGCCUGGACUGAGAUCUCUGGCGAGGUCAAUGUUCAGUUCACCGAUGCCGACAACUGCAACAGAUAUCUUGAACUGUAUCCCGAGGGCAUACUCAUCAAGGACGGUGAUGAUGUGAUCCAGAUCUCUAUUGAGCUUAUGGAAAAUGACAACGAGCACCGUGAGCUUGCAAGCCGCGUCAGUACUGAUGCCUCGCGUCUCGUGUACCUUUCUGGCCUGCCAACUGCCCUGAUGGGACACAAUGCUGAAUCUAUUCUCGGCAUUGUCUCUCAGCCCAAGUGGAAGAACAAGGAGCUUGAGCAAAUCCUGAUCGAGUAUGGCGCAGAUGGCAAUCUUGAUGUCCAUGUCUUGUUCUUCAACCUCCACGAUGCUUGGGAAUUCUAUCACAACAUCAAGGACGGCACGUACGAGUGCACUCCGAAGUUUGAGGCUGACCCAUGUGCCCUGGCGAAUGAAUUUCAUUUCUUUGACGUGCGCAACGAGAUGUUCAGAGCCAUUGUCGCUGCGAAUGCA
Molecule: messenger RNA, 1125 nt
Organism: Penicillium nucicola
Lineage: Eukaryota; Fungi; Ascomycota; Eurotiomycetes; Eurotiales; Aspergillaceae
Exons: 4
Source: RefSeq, a predicted model, not a curated record